Messenger RNA from Vespa velutina, 3536 nucleotides. Its product is annotated as katanin p60 ATPase-containing subunit A-like 2. The record is from RefSeq and is a predicted model, not a curated record. Gene Ontology annotation, molecular function: ATP binding; protein binding; ATP hydrolysis activity. The transcript is spliced from 13 exons. Lineage: Eukaryota; Metazoa; Arthropoda; Insecta; Hymenoptera; Vespidae. The coding region runs from base 777 to 2318 and encodes 513 amino acids.
UAUGCGUAUGCGUUUUCGCUAAGGGUUGAUAUAUCGUUCUGCAUGCGCGCGCGUAUCCUCGGUGGAAGCCUCCGACCGACUGACUAAACUCUGUCGCAGUGAGAGUGCGGGGACCACCGCGGGUACUUGGGUCGAUCGAACACGUUCUGCACGCCUCCUCGGCGCCAACGUCAAAGCCACCCCCUAAGUGAAGCGCAACGCACCUACCACCACUACCACUACCUCCACCAUUACCACUAUACUAUCACUAACAUCACCACCACCACCACCACCACCACCACCAACGACAAAGUAGAACGAGGAUGAAACGAAAAAGGCGCAGCUCCUGCAACCGGAAACUAUACUUUCUGUGAUAUUUUCCUCUUUCAAGAAUUGUCAUAUGAAAAAUACUGGAUGGCUCAAGAAGAAUUUAAAGUCUGAUGACAUUGUAAAGAGAGAAAAAGAAAGGAAAGAAAGAAGAAAACAAAGGAUACUAUCUCGAGGCUGUAGUUAAAUUACUAGCGACAACAAAGAAAGAAAAGAAACAAUACUAAAAGUUGUUUUUGCAUUGUAGAAGCAAAAAAAAAGAAUAAUAGUAAGAGUAGGGGAGGGAGAAGGAUUGAAAGUUUGAUAUAAAGAAGGAAGAAAGAAGUGUUCAAGUAUAAGAGACUCGAAAAAGCGAGUCGUCGUCUAAUGUACUUUGUGAAAAAAUAAAAAAAGAAUCAUUUUACUUCGACCAAAAUUCCUUCGGGAGCAAAUUAGAGAAAGAGAGAGAGAGAGAGUAGAAAAAAAUAAAGAUGUUCCUCGAAGAGACAGCCAAGUACACAAAGUGUCCCACGCAAAAAACGAGCGUCGCGAAGAUGAGUGACAUGCUGUCAUUGAACGCAGCCGCAAGUCGCAUAACACAGCUGACAAGAGAGAAGGAGGAGAAACGUGCUCAAGAGCGCCGUAGAAAUCUUCUACAUCUCGUUGCUGCAUUUUUGGAAGAGCAAGGAUACAUUAAUUCGGUCGAUAUGAUCGUCAAAGAAGCCCAAUUGUCCCGCGAUGUCCAAAUUUGCGACAACGUCGAUCUGGAGAUUAUUUUGUUGGAAUAUUCGGAUUAUCAUUAUGCAAGAUUCAAUAAAUAUCCGAAGUUAUGUAAAAAACUCGAAUCAACUGGGAAAAUCAAUCACAACAUGGUAAAUAAAAGGGACAGAGGAGUUGGAAAGGGUCAUUUCAGAUUCGACGAUGAAAAUGGAACAUCAAAGAAUAAAAUUCCAUCGUCGAAGCCAACGACGAAUGGAGUUGCCAUCGAGGAAUCAAAUUUUGGCAUCACCGUAAUGCCUGUUUUUCCAUCGGAAAACACUCAUUCAAAAGCGAUUGGCUAUGACUUUAUUUCCGAUAAUGAAAGAACAUUAAAGCCUAUUGGAGAUUUAUAUCCGUCUGGCUCGGAAUGGAGAGAAAUCGCUGAAGUUAUUUCAAGAGAAAUUGUACUGAGAGAUUUAAACGUCCAUUGGAACGAUAUCAAGGGUUUAAAAAAAUGCAAAAUGUUAGUAAAAGAAGCGACCGUUUAUGCAAUCAAAUAUCCUGCAUUAUUCAAUGAAAAACUUGGUCCCUGGAAGGGUGUAUUAUUGUACGGUCCACCGGGUACAGGUAAAACUAUGCUUGCUAAAGCAGUUGCCACUGAAUGUCGAGCUACCUUCUUUAAUAUCACAUCAAGCUCUUUAAUUAGUAAAUGGAGAGGUGAUUCAGAAAAGUACGUUAGAGUCCUUACCGACCUUGCAAGAUUUUAUGCUCCAACAAUAAUAUUUAUCGAUGAAAUCGAUUGGACGGCUACAAAUAGUGGUGACGAUUAUUCUUCAAUAAAUUCUGAACCUGCUAAACGAUUUAGAGCAGAACUUCUUGCCAGAUUAGAUGGAUUACUUUCAACAGAGAAUGUUAAUGUUACUCUUUUAGCUGCUACGAAUGUACCGUGGAAUUUAGAUGCUGCUUUGUUAAGACGAUUGGAGAAACGUAUUUUUGUCGAUCUGCCAGAUUACGAAAGUCGCUUAGAAAUUUUACGAACAUAUGUUGAAAGUGAUCUACAUGUGACUGAGGAGUUCAAAUCGCUUUUAAAAGAUACAGAGGGUUAUUCAUGCGCUGACCUAAAAUUACUCUGCAAAGAAGCAUGGAUGAAUCAAUUGCGACCUAUUUUUAAAUCUCUUGAACACAAGAAGAUUGCACCGGAAGACGUACAAAGUAACGGUAUAAUAGUUAACAUUGCACAUCUCGUAAAUGCAAUGGCGUAUGUAAAACCCAUUGUAAAAUAUAUGAAACCACGAUAUAUACAAUGGAGUAAAAACUUCGGUUCUUCUACCUGAGAAAUUUAGCACACACGAUUAGAUGAUUGUCCCUCGCAUGUUUCAAACCAUGAUAGUAUCCUGUAGAAGCAACAUUUUUUAUACUUAAUUUUAUAAGACUUCUUAGAAUACAAUUUAGAAAUCACAGAACUGUACAUUUAAAAAUAAUAUUUAAUACCUGUAUGAAAUCCACUGAUGUACCAUGACAUUAACAUACUUGAAAGAGCAUCAGCAUCAUUUUCUGGAAGCCUAAACAUAAUAAUAAGUCAUAAAAUAGAUGUAAAUCUUAAUUUCAUGUACUUGUACUUACUUAGCCAUUAAUUGAGGUGGUAAAGGAGGGGCAGGAGGCAUCAUAUUUAAGAAAGAAUUAAACGAUGGGUCCGAAUUGAUAAAAUUUUGAGAUGCUUUUGCUUCAAAAUCAAAUUCCAUAUUUUCAUCAAUCACGCCAUUAACUUUCUUAUCACUAGAAUCAAAACAAUCUGUCUCACUCUGAUCCAUAUUUUCUUCAGUACAUUUUUCUGCUAGCGCAUCCUUUUGCUGGGCAAUUUGACUUUGUAAUCCUUCUGAUUCUAAAAGACUGCUCAAUUCUACCUUUUCUGUAUUGCCAUAACCUAAAAUUACAAGGAUAAUAAUAAGAAUAGAUAAUAGAAUAUCAUCUAUAUAAAAAAUAUCUCAUAAAUAAUUAAAUUAAAGUAUCAUAAUAAAUAUAUACUAAUUACCUACAAAUUUUACAAUACAUGUUCCACAAUUCUCAUAAAUUUUUGUUAUAAUAGCUUCAUAAACUUCACCAUCUUCUGAAUACACAGCGCGACACGGAGAUCCAAUGCACCAUUUCUAUAAAAAGAAAAAAAUAAAUAAUUUAAUUAUAACAUAAUAUUUAUCAUUUAAUAGUCAUUACAACCUUCUUCUGUUUACGAGAUUGUUUCUGUUGUUGUGGUUUUAAUUUAGAAACAGAACUUGAAACAUCAAUACCAAUUCGUUUAGCAACUUCUUCCUUAGCCAGAUUUAUAGCUUUAUCAUAUGCUUUUAUCAACGCCGUAUCAUCCCAAACAAAAUCAAUAUCGCUAUCAUCAUCUUCCUAUAAAAUUUGAAAAUAUCAUUAUAUAAAUAUACUAAUAUUGAUAAAAAAUUAAAAUAAUCAUAAUUAUAUUAAAUACUAAUAAUACAAGCUAUAUAUAAACAAAGCCAUGAUUAUCUAUAACGAAAGAAUCUGAUUAUGGAUAAAUUUUAUAAAAUGAU